Messenger RNA from Sphenostylis stenocarpa, 678 nucleotides. Lineage: Eukaryota; Viridiplantae; Streptophyta; Magnoliopsida; Fabales; Fabaceae. The record is from the annotation of a GenBank genome assembly.
AUGGAAAAUCUUACCAAGCAAGCUCUGAUUUGCAGUUUAUUAACAGCACUUGUUUUGUUAUCAUGUCCAGUAGCUAUGUCUCAAGAAGUUGAUAACGAGUCCGAGUUUACUUAUAAUACGAAUGACAAGACAGGACCAGAUAACUGGGGUGAUAUAAAAUCUGAAUGGAGUCUAUGCAAAAAGGGAUCCCUGCAAUCCCCGAUUUCUUUGUUGAAUGGUAAGGUUCGAAGAGUUACCAAUUUGGGGGAACUUAAGAUCAGCUAUAAACCAACCAAAGCAGAUAUCAUGAAUAGGGGCCACGAUAUCAAGUUACACAUGCUGCACCAAGCUCCAUCAGGACAAAUUGCAGUGUUUGGAAUUGUUUAUAGGGCUGGACUUCCAGAUCCUUUCUUGUCAUUGGCCAUUUCUAGUAACAUUGGAGCAAAAAGAGAUGUGGGUGAUCUGGAUCCUAAUCUGGUUAUAAAAGGCGCAAGCAUAGCAAUGUAUUACAGAUAUAUUGGUUCCCUGACUACUCCUCCAUGCUCUGAGAAUGUUACUUGGAUCUUGCUUAGAGAGGUGAGAGCCAUUUCUCAGGAACAAAUCACAUUGCUUCGAGAGGCCGUUCAUGAUCAUUCAAGUACCAAUGCAAGACCAUUGCAACCAUUAAACGAUCGCUUAGUGGAGUUCAACGAUCCCUGA